This is a messenger RNA of Carya illinoinensis, 3768 nucleotides long. RefSeq lists its product as uncharacterized. Gene Ontology annotation, molecular function: DNA helicase activity. The transcript is spliced from 9 exons. Gene Ontology annotation, biological process: DNA repair; telomere maintenance. The record is from RefSeq and is a predicted model, not a curated record. NCBI's taxonomy places the organism in Eukaryota, Viridiplantae, Streptophyta, Magnoliopsida, Fagales, Juglandaceae. The coding region runs from base 1 to 3768 and encodes 1255 amino acids.
AUGAGAAGUGAUCAUACAAAACAACGAGCGAAGAAUAUUUUGUAUAAAGAUUUACCAGAAGAGAAAAAAGAAGAACUCCGUAGAAAAGAUAGAGAAAGAUAUGCUAAAAAAAAGGCAUCUAGCAGCAAUUCCCUCCAAUUAAAAGAUUCAACUUCAUUUGGUGGUGAUCAACUGACUACAUCAAUUGAUGAACUUUCAAAUGAUGAUGUCCAACGUAUAAACAUCAUUCAAGACUUUACUGUUCUACAAAAGGUGUCAAAGAGACAACGAAUUUUCCGCGCUGAUGUUGACAUCAAUGAAUUGAGUUCAUGUCAUGAAGUAUGUGUUCCUCCUGCUGUAAAUGUCUGUGUGGUUGAUUCAGAGGCAACUUCAUCAUUAAACAAUGUGACAGAUCAGUCUAAUUGUCCGAGUGAUUCUAUGGAUUUUCUGACACGUAAAUCAGGAAAUACAUACAUAGAUGAAACAACCGUCUCAAAUCAGUUUCUGAUUCAACAGGCUCCAUGUGUUAUUCAGGAACAGUCAAGUUUUGAAACAAGUAUACCGCCACCUUGUAGGGGUAAGAAACCAGUGAGGGGUAUCGCCGCUCUGCUGGACUUAGGCAAUUAUUACAAGUUGUGCCAUUUGAAGCGUAUUCUUUGCCAGCAUGAAUUAGAAAAUCGCAUUUCUGAUUCAGACAGAAUGAAUCCAUCAAUUAUAGCUCAACUCAUCGAUAUUCUUCGCAUCAAUCCAUAUUCUAUUUUUUUCCGGUCUCUUGGUGAUUUGCCAAAUUUGGAAAAUCAAGUAAUCCAUAUAAGAUCAGAUGCUGCAUUAAACAGAAAAAGGAAGGAUCCAGUUGUUUCGUGCCGUGAAUAUUAUUGCUACAAGUUACAAAUCAGAGAAAAUGUCAGAUCAAUUUUGUUACUGUCUGGUCGCUUAUUGCAACAAUUUGUUGUUGAUAUGUAUGUUAAGAUCGAGACGUCGAGAUUAGAUUAUUUCCGUAGCAAACAACAACAUAUUCGAUCUGAGUUAUAUCAAGGUAUUGUUGAUACCAUUACACUUGGGGAAGCUGAUGCUUCUAAAGUUGGAAAACGGAUUAUUCUGCCUUCGUCAUUUAUUAGGGGUCCAAGAGAUAUGCGAAAAAGAUAUAUGGAAGCAAUGGCUUUAGUUCAGCGUUAUGGUAAACCAGACAUUUUUUUAACAAUGACGUGCAAUCCAAACUGGCAAGAAAUUUCAAAUGAAUUACGCCCGCAUGAGGAGAGUCAAAAUCGGCCUGAUUUGGUUGCUUGGGUCUUUCGUGCAAAAUUAGAAGAAUUAAAGGAUCGAUUAUUCAAGCAGCAAAUAUUUGGAAAAGUCUCAGCAUAUGUUUAUGUUAUUGAGCACCAAAAAAGAGGGCUUCCACAUGCACAUUUUUUAAUUAUAUUACAGAGAGAUUGGAAACUCUAUGCGCCUGAAUCUUUUGAUGAGAUUGUAUCGGCAGAAAUACCUGAUAAAAAUACAAAUUUGCACUUGCAUAAUGCUGUUAUCAACCAUAUGAUGCAUGGACCAUGUGGAGUGUUGAAUCCAACAAAUGUUUGCAUGAAAAAAAAUGGUUGUUGCAAAAGCCAAUAUCCAAAAAGUUUUGCAUCAAGUAUGACUGUUGGAAAUGAUUGCUUCCCAAUAUAUAAGCGUUCUGACAAUGGAAUAAUUGUCAAAGUGAGAGGCCAUAAUUUGGAUAACUGUUGGGUCGUUCCAUAUAAUCCGUAUUUGCUUGCAACAUUUGACUGUCACAUUAAUGUCGAGAUUUGUUCUACGAUAAAGGCAGUCAAAUAUCUUUACAAGUAUAUUUACAAAGGGCAUGAUCGUGUUGCUUUCAAUUUGGUUUCCGAACAAAACAAUCAACAAAUUGAUGAAAUCCAACAAUUCCAAUCGGCCCGAUGGAUUGCUCCACCUGAAGCUAUGUGGAGAAUAUAUGGCUUCAUUGUUAAUGAAAUGUAUCCAGCAGUAUAUAGUUUACAUUUACAUCUUGAGGAUCAACACCAAGUAACUUUUCGAGAAAAUGAAAACUUAAUCAAUGUUCUCAACUCUGAUCGGUCUGCAAAAUCAAUGUUAACAGAAUUCUUUGCAUUAAACCGGGUGGAUGAAAAUGCCAGGACAUUAUUGUACAAAGAAUUUCCAGAAUUUUAUGUUUGGAGCCAACAAUACAAACAGUGGACUCAUCUUAGGACAGUUGAUGGUGUCGUGGCUCCAACAUUUCGUGAGACAGCAACUAUGCAUGGUUUGCUACAAAGAGACAAUAGCUUAGAAGAUUGUUUACAUGAAGCAUCUCUAUAUCAAAUGCCGUCCAGCUUGAGACGACUGUUUGCAACUAUUUUGGUUUAUUGUAAUCCAACCAAUCCGAGAGAGCUUUGGGAACAUUUUGAGCAAGAUAUGUCAGUUGAUUUUAGGUCGACUGAAGAUUCUAUGUUGAAUGUAAGAAUGCAAGUUUUGCGCUCAAUCUCUUUUACACUUGAAUCAAUGGGGAAAGACAUUAAUUCGUUCCAUCUUCUUGAUGACAACAUUUGUUUUGAUGAAGACCAAGUCGAAUCUAGGGAAAUCGAUGAUGAAUUGGCUGUUGAAAUUCCAGAAGAAGAUAUUGUUGCAUCAGAAGCGCUUAAUAGUAAACAACGACAUGUCUAUAAUUCAGUUUUGGGAAAGGUUUUUUCUAAUGAAGCUGCUACAUUUUUUGUUGAUGGCCCUGGUGGGACGGGGAAGACAUUCCUGUACAAGGCACUUCUUGCCGCAGUAAGAUCAAGAAAAUUAGUCGCACUUGCAACUGCUUCAUCUGGUGUUGCUGCAUCUAUCCUUCCUGGAGGUCGAACAGCACACUCGCGCUUUAAGAUUCCACUGGAUACUGAUGAACAUAGCAUGUGUUGUGUCAGUAAACAAAGUGCCAUCGCGAAGUUACUACGUGUGGCAAGGUUAAUUAUAUGGGAUGAGGCCCCUAUGUCAAGAAAACAACAUAUUGAAGCAUUAGAUAAAAUGCUACGAGACAUUAAUGAUUCAGAGUUAACAUUCGGUGGAAAAGUUAUCGUUUUUGGUGGAGAUUUUCGCCAAGUUUUACCUGUAGUUCGUAAAGGAACAAGACAAGAACAUGUUGAUGCCAGUUUAGUUUCUUCUUACUUGUGGCCUACAUUGAUCAAGUUUCAUUUGACUGAAAAUAUGCGAGCAAGAUUGGAUCUAGUCUUUUCAGAAUAUGUGUUAGAAUUGGGCAACGGAAUGCCACCAAUCACAGUUGAUGAAACUAUAAAAAUUCCUGAUGGAAUGCUUGUUUCGUAUGAAGAUGACUGUACUUCUUUGGAUCAUUUAAUAGAUGCUGUUUUCCAUGAUAUUCAUGAAUAUUCAAUAAAUAUUUCAGCUAUGAUGAAUCGGGCCAUAUUAACACCAAAGAACAGUUAUGUUGAUGAAAUAAAUGCAUUACUAAUUCAUAGAUUUCCUGGUGAGAUUAAGCGAUAUUAUAGCUUUGAUGAAGCAAUAGAUGCAUCUGAACAAUCAGUUAUGGAGGAUUUUUUAAAUACUCUAACCCCAAAUGGACUUCCUCCUCAUGAAUUGUUACUGAAGAUAAACUCUUUAAAGAUGCAGACGGUUUAUACAUCGAUAAAAGAUAUCACUCCAAGUACAAGAGACUGGAAAAUCAAAAUGAUUGUGGCAGAGAAGUCACCCAAACGAACAGGUCAACGCUCACCAGUGAAGUACCAAAGCCUAACAUUGAUUGAUCCAGAGGAAAAUCGGCUGCAAGCUACGAUAUUUGAUAAGGAUAUUGACUCGCUGUGA